ACGCCAUGGUGACGGUGGGUGACCGGCUACUCAACCCGUUCAACAUCGAGAACGUCGUACGCCCCAUCAACUUGCAGAUCUCUGACGCAGUCAUGAACUUCCAGCUUGCCGGUGCCAAUAUCUCCAACAUGGUGCGUAACUCUUCCAUUAACUGCCUGCAUCUGCUACUUUGUGUGUCGUACCUGGCGUGUGUGCUCACCUACAUGGAUUCUCUUCAACCGUUCGGCGAUGUGCCGGCAAAGUUCGGUGGCAGCAUCAAGAGGAGCUUCGUGGCACUGCGCACCUUCGUCAGAGGCCUCAACACCUCCACCAGCGUCGUCAACAACCUCCUCAAGGUGAACCCGUCGGUGUCGUGCGUGCGGGAGCUGAUGCGCCUGACGCACUGCAGUACGUGUCAGGGACUGCCUGACGUGCGGCCGUGUCUGCCGUACUGCCUGCACGUCCACACGCACUGCCUCCACCACCUGCAGCAGUUCUCUGCUGACUGGAAGAGCUUCGUCG
Messenger RNA from Hyalella azteca, 501 nucleotides. Its product is annotated as glypican-4. Gene Ontology annotation, cellular component: synapse; cell surface; plasma membrane. Gene Ontology annotation, biological process: regulation of signal transduction; cell migration; regulation of protein localization to membrane. The record is from RefSeq and is a predicted model, not a curated record. Lineage: Eukaryota; Metazoa; Arthropoda; Malacostraca; Amphipoda; Hyalellidae.